CCAGAUAGAAUGAUUGAAGAAAACAAUUCACAUCUACCUUUGGGAGAUGCUCUCAUAGAAGACUCGUCAUUAUUGUCAUGUGAUGAUAUAGGUGAGGCUUCCUUAGUUUCUUCCCCUGAAAAAAGCCCUUUAAUAUUUGAACAUGGUGCUGUUUUUCAUCAGAAUAAACGAAUGAUGCGGAAACUUAAGUCGGAAGUGUGGCAUCAUUUUUCUUUGUCUCCAGGGAAUAGUCUAAAAGUGAUGUGUAGACACUGCAAUUGUAUGAUAAAUCGUGGAAGGAAAGGUGAUGUGGGCACAAACUGUUUGACGAGACACUUAUAUAGACGCCAUCCUGAACUCAUUGGUAUCCAGAAGAAUUUUAUGGAUGUGAGUUUAGCAAAUUCGCCUUAUGUGAUUCUGGCUUCUGCAGAAUGUUUGUCUUCAAAACUGACUUAAUUACCCACAAUGGUUACUAAUGAUAGUCAAGUCAUUUUUCCUGUUAGUAGCAAAAAGACCUCAAAACUGUGGAAUCAUUUUUCAAUUUGUUCUGCAGAUUCAACUAAAGUAAUAUGUAUGCACUGUGGACGUACAAUAAGUCGGGGGAAAAAGCCAACCAAUCUAGGUACCAGUUGCCUUCUAAGACAUUUACAACGGUUUCAUAACAAUGUCCUGAAACCAGAUGCCUCAGAGCCAGUAUUGUCCUCAUCUACAAAUAGCCGUGUGCCACUGAGCACGGAUUUGUUGGGGUCUUCAUCUUUUGAUGAAGCCAAUGAUAAAUUUUCUGACACUCACCCUGUUGCCAAAAAAAUCACAAGUCUUGUAGCUGAAAUGAUUGCACUUGACCUUCAGCCAUAUUCUUUUGUAGACAAUAUUGGCUUUAAUCGACUGCUUGAAUAUUUGCAGCCUCAGUAUUCUUUGCCUUCACCAUCUUAUUUUUCUAGGACUGCAAUUCCUGAUAUGUAUGAAAGUGUGAAACAAAUAAUUGUUUCACAUCUUAAAGAAGCUGAAAGUGGAGUAGUCCAUUUUACGUCUGGAAUAUGGAUGAGUAACCAAACCCGAGAAUAUGUAACCCUUACUGCUCAUUGGGUAACAUAUGAGUCAAGGGUUCGACCACAGUGUGAAGAUUACCAUUGUUCAGCUCUGUUAAAUGUGUCACAGAUCGAUUGUGACUACAGUGGUAUCAGCAUUCAGAAGCAACUAGAAUAUUGGUGGGAAGCUUGGAUAACAUCAAUCGGGCUUCAGAUUGGGAUUACUGUAACAGAUAAUCAGACUAUAGGAAAAACUUUAAAUGAAGGGGAUCAUUCAAGUGUGCAGUGCUUUGGUCACACAGUUAACCUCAUAGUUAAUGAAGCUAUUAAAAGCCAGAGAAUGGUUCAAAACUUGCUUAGUAUUGCAAGAAAGAUUUGUGAACGUGUUCAUCGGUCAGCAAAAGCAAGAGAGAAACUGGCAGAGCUGCAGAAAGAGUAUCACUUGCCCCAGCAUCAGUUAAUUCAAGAUGUUCCAUCAAAGUGGAAUACAUCGUUCCAUAUGCUUGAAAGCCUCAUUGAACAGAAAAGAGCAAUUGACGAAAUGUCCAUAGAGUGCAGCUUCAGGGAAUUAAUAAGCUGUGAUCAGUGGGAAGUGAUGCAGUCUGUCUGUCAUGCUCUCAAGCCGUUUGAAGUUGCAAGUAGAGAGAUGAGCACACACAUGUCCACUUUAAGCCAAGUAAUCCCAAUGAUUCACAUACUCAACAGGAAAAUUGAACUACUGUUUGAGGAAACAAUGGGUAUAGAUACCAUGCUGAAGUCUUUAAAAGAAGCUAUGGUGAGUAGAUUGUCUUCUACGCUUCACGAUCCAAGGUACAUUUUUGCUACUCUUUUGGACCCUCGUUACAAGGCCUCAUUAUUCACAGAAGAGGAGGCUGAACAGUAUAAACAGGACUUAAUCAGGGAGCUAGAAAUAUUAAGUGCUACCUCAGAUGAUGAGAAACCUGUUUCCAAUGGGUGUGGUAUGGGUUCACCAUCUAAAAACUCUUAUGUGGACAGUAGUCUUUGGUCACUUAUGGAAGACAUGAAAAAAGCAAAAGUUCCAAAAGAGAAGGCUAAAUUGCCAGAAGAAAUGGUGCUUUUGUACUUGGAGGAGGAAGUGCUUGAGCAUAACUGUGAUCCUCUGACAUACUGGAAUUUUAAGAAGUCAUCUUGGCCAAUACUGUCGAAGUUGGCUGUCCGAUUCCUAGGUUGUCCUCCAAGCAUUGUUCCAUCAGAAAGAUUGUUCAGUACAUCCAAUGAAAACAGCAGCUUUAGCCAGUCAAGGCUAGCAAUGGAACACUUUGAAAAACUUAUUUUUUUGAAAGUAAAUCUUCCUUUGAUAUACUUCCAGUAUUGAAACUAAUGAACAAGCUGCCAGUCUAAAAUUAUUGUUGCUCACUGGAUAAUUACUGUAUUUGUAACUUGGUUUGUUAAAUUGCUCCAAUAGGGGCCAUGUAUGACAUCUAAUCAGUGACAGUAGUUCCCUUUUAUAGUUUUAUUUUUCAUCUUUCUAUAUGUCUACAUGUGCCUUAUUAAUUGUCCUUCAGGCCAGAUACUGUACAUAUGUGUUUUUUAAAACUUCUUACUAGAAUUAGCUUGUCU
This is a messenger RNA of Gekko japonicus, 2588 nucleotides long. Its product is annotated as zinc finger BED domain-containing protein 4-like. The record is from RefSeq and is a predicted model, not a curated record. The coding region runs from base 445 to 2343 and encodes 632 amino acids. Gene Ontology annotation, molecular function: DNA binding; protein dimerization activity. The transcript has a single exon. Lineage: Eukaryota; Metazoa; Chordata; Lepidosauria; Squamata; Gekkonidae.